Vanessa tameamea is the source of this 1765-nucleotide messenger RNA. RefSeq lists its product as uncharacterized. The coding region runs from base 32 to 1765 and encodes 577 amino acids. The record is from RefSeq and is a predicted model, not a curated record. The transcript has a single exon. Lineage: Eukaryota; Metazoa; Arthropoda; Insecta; Lepidoptera; Nymphalidae.
UCUCAGUCUUUGUAUUUUUUCAUAUUUAAAAAUGAAGAAUAUAACAAUAUUUCUCACGUUGUUUGUGUUUGGUAAAUUUUUAAAGGCUUCUGAAAUAAUACAUCAAGCAGCAACUAUCGCAAAUCAAGUAUACAAAUUAAACGUCUUGACGUCUGUUGUUUGGUGGCAUUAUGACCAACAUAAUGUAACACAUUUUCUGAAAAAAUUCAAAGGUUCAAUAGUGACAGUUAAAAUUAGCUAUGAAAAUUUUAAGGAUACUAAUUUUCAUAAAACAGUUUUAUACAAACAAACUGUUUUCUUUGCUGCUGCUCCGGAUGAGUUUGAAUAUUUUGUUGAAAGAAUAAACCAAGUUAUUAUUGUUCCUAUACGCGUGAUUAUGAUUUUGUCAAAUCAAUGGACUAAUUCAGUCGAUGCUUUUACAAAAAUAGCGUGGAAAAAUGAUAUCGGUGAUAUAAUUAUAUUAAGAAUCGAUCCAAAAGGUAAAAUUAGAUAUUUAACGUAUAAACCAUAUGGAAAAGGAGCUUGUGCAAAUUAUACGGCGUUAGAUUUGAAUAUUAACAAUAGAGUUAAUAAAACUUUCUUUAUAAGGAAAUACAAGAACUUUCAUAGUUGUCCAAUUCGAGUUACGAUGCUUGAAUUCAUACCUUUCGUUCAAUUGACAAAAGAAAAUCAUACAAUUAUUGAAGUCGGUGGUGUCGACGGUAUUCUACUCAAGUUACUGCUGGAAAGAUUAAAUUCAUCAUUAGAUGCAAUUUUAUAUAAAGAUCAUAUUUCUGACACAAACAAAAACAAGACAGAUUUUCUUGAUGACUUAAGACACAACGCUGCAGAUAUAAUAAUACCCGGUCUUGUCUGGACAUCAAAAAGAUAUGCAGUUGUACAAGUGUCAUACUCAUAUAAUAGCAUAAAUGUGGUUUGGUGUAUGCCCGAACGUCGCGAAAUACACGAGUGGGCUAAAAUUCUAUUGCCUUUUAUCAAUGUAUCAACGCUACUUAUUUUGGCGGGAUUUUUCUUUAUGUUUAUCAUAAUGAAGCUCGCUAAUAGAAUCGCAAAAAAAUCUGAUAAUGAAAUAAUUUUUAGAAUGCUGAGUAUAUUCCUCGGCCAAGUUAUAAGAUAUUAUUCAAGUUAUUGGCUAAUAAAUAGCUUGUAUAACUUUUGGAUUUGGUUUUGCAUAAUUGUUCGUAUAUCAUAUCAAGGAAAUCUUAUUGAUGGAUUGCGAAAAACUAUUUUAGAACCAAAGAUAUCAUCACUGGAUGAAGCAAUGCAAGUCGUAGACGGAGUUGGAGGUUCGAUAGCAUUUCUAGAAUAUUAUCGCAAUACAUCAAUUGAAAAUAAAUUUAUAAAGUUGAAAUUGAAAAAUAUUACGAGCUACAUCAACGAUAUAGGCGCUGGAAAAAGAUUUUUGCUUGCAGUUGAUUUGUUACAAGUAAAAUUUUAUAAUCAAGCUGUACAAAUUCUCGAAGAAAACGUAACGACCAUGCCAAAAAGUUUUUAUAUGCGGCCUCGUUGGUCAGCUUCUUCUGAAAUUUCUCGUAUUAUUAGCCAUAUAGUAGAAUCCGGUCUCUACAUGAAAAUACAGAAUGAUAUAAUCUUGAAGUUAUUAUUGCGGAACGAAAAAUUAAGUAAAAUAGAUGAUUCUUUGAAACCAAUGGGAAUGGAGUUAUUGAAGUCCUGUUUCUAUGGGCUUAUUUGUAUGUACAUAAUAAGUUCGGUCGUUCUUACGAUAGAAAUUUUAUGGAGUAAGUACAAGAUAAAAAAAACAUAA